This is a messenger RNA of Larimichthys crocea (large yellow croaker), 1088 nucleotides long. RefSeq names its product cellular retinoic acid binding protein 1a (gene crabp1a). The transcript is spliced from 4 exons. The record is from RefSeq and is a predicted model, not a curated record. Lineage: Eukaryota; Metazoa; Chordata; Actinopteri; Sciaenidae. Bases 338 to 751 code for a protein of 137 amino acids. Gene Ontology annotation, molecular function: lipid binding.
CUCUGCUGUGUUAAUGGGACAGAGCUUUCAGGGGGAGGGACCUCCUCUGACUUCCAUUAAAGACAGUAGCUAUAAAGGAGCUAAACACAAUAUUGCUGCCAGCACACACCGAGACGCACAGACGGAGCCAGAGUGUGUGAGGAGAAAAAGUCUAAGACCCCACAGAAACACUUGGGUGUAACAGUGUGAGCGCGAGGCUGAGCCCAGAGCAGAGGAGACAGGAGCACAGGGAAGGAGGAGGAGGGUGAGAAAGAGUCAAAGAGGAAAGAGAGGAAGAGAGGCAUCAGAGCGUGGAACAGGUUCUUUCGGCAGCCCUUGGUACUCAGCCUCAGCAGACAUGCCUAACUUUGCCGGCACCUGGAAGAUGAAGAAGAGUGAGAAUUUUGAUGAACUUCUCAAAGCCCUGGGGGUGAACACCAUGCUGAGGAAGGUGGCUGUGGCAGCGGCCUCUAACCCUCAUGUGGAGAUCCGUCAGGAUGGGGAGCAGUUCUAUAUCAAAACAUCCACCAGUGUGCGCACCACCGAGAUCAACUUCCACAUCGGUGAAGAAUUCGACGAGGAGACAGUGGACGGUCGAAAGUGUAAGAGCCUCGCCACCUGGGAGUCAGAGAACAAGAUCCACUGUCAGCAAACUCUGGUGGAUGGUGAUGGUCCCAAAACCUACUGGACCCGAGAGCUGAACGGCAAUGAGCUCAUACUGACUUUUGGGGCAGAUGACGUAGUGUGCACACGAAUUUACUACCGGGAAUGAAGCUCGGCAACCUUCAUGAGGACGAGGCACAGACCCAGUUGGAUCCACAACUCGUUUAAACUCAUCAAAACUCAUGCUCAUGCUAACACAUUAACAUAUUUGCAAAGCAUCCUGUGUAAUCUCUCAGUAUCAUUUUCAGUCUCUGCAUAGUUUCCAUAAACAGUGACAAUGUCCCUGUAGUUAUUUGUAGUGAGUUUUGUGUCUACAGUACAAUAGCUGGAUAUCUCAUUGUCCCUAUCUGCAACCAUGGAUUUCCAUCCAUAGGAUUUAGCUAUCAGGUGCAUUGAUGAAGUAUUCAUGUUCAAUGACAGGAAACAAUAAAAAACUGGAACAAACA